Messenger RNA from Zychaea mexicana, 602 nucleotides. RefSeq lists its product as uncharacterized. The annotation marks the transcript as partial. The record is from RefSeq and is a predicted model, not a curated record. NCBI's taxonomy places the organism in Eukaryota, Fungi, Mucoromycota, Mucoromycetes, Mucorales, Lichtheimiaceae. The transcript is spliced from 5 exons.
GUUCUUUCAUAUUACGUACCAACUUACAACGCGUGGAUCCGCCACCAUGUUUUCUCAGCUACAGAAUUUCUUUAAAUCUUUGGUUUCUGGCGUCAAGAACAAAUCUACUACACAUACCAGUACCACGGAUGGAGUACAAGUAGAUCCCGAUAACAACGAUUCCCCUCGGACUUUGGCAUCAGCCCUUCCUGUCCAAGUUCAAAAACCAAGCCAGUCUUUCGAAAUUGCUACUACUGCUGCUACUGACGGUGACAGCAAAAGAGGAAUAAAGCGUACGCGAACAAGGCUGUACGAAAGCAUAAAGUCAGAAGAGAGUGAAAGGGAUGGUGAAAACGCCUCUGCUGGACAAUCAAUCGCUAGUCGGCUACGAAGUCGUCGUAAGUUUGACAAUAAUGCAGAUGUAAAACAAGAACAAGCAACGCGAUCAAGUGAAGCAUACGUUAAAGAAGAAAGCCAAGGAGAAGAAGGACUCCCAGAUACCGACACAACGCGAUCAAGUGAAGCAUACGUUAAAGAAGAAAGCCAAGGAGAAGAAGGACUCCCAGAUACCGACACAACGCGUUACUAUUGUCCGUACAAGUCUUGCACUUCUUCAUCCAUAA